Messenger RNA from Dermacentor andersoni, 1321 nucleotides. RefSeq lists its product as uncharacterized. The record is from RefSeq and is a predicted model, not a curated record. Lineage: Eukaryota; Metazoa; Arthropoda; Arachnida; Ixodida; Ixodidae.
CUUGAUGAAGAGAAUCAAUUUUGCAAACACGGUAAAUGCUAUGCUGCUACGUUUACAUGGGAAGCUACGGCUGGCAGUUCUGCCACGGAUAAGGUAGUGACACCUCUUCUUUGUAACCUCGAUCAAACUGCCCUAGACCGUGUGAAGAGAAACCGAAGACAUGAAGUUUCUGUUAAGCUAUAGCUUUUUGUUCGUGCUGUAUGACACACUUCACAGAUGCUCUGCCGGGGAUUCACCUAUCGACGCGACAAGUUUGCUGCAAGUGGAAACUCGAGUGAAGUAUAUUCUGGAUGAUAAAACGGCCCCUUUUCUUGGCAUAAACUCGGCCUGUAUCACAGUGGAGAUGGUUAACAGUACCUCUCCAUAUCUUGCAAUUGUGGACUACAUGGUUGAGUCGAAAUGGAACACUUUAGUCUAUACAGGCACUCCAUCAAGCUCUCCGAGCUCGCACCAACCGGCUCUUAUUUACUUUACUACUUCAGAAUCAGACGCCUCUGUUGAAUACCAGACACAUGAGCUUUUGCAAUUUGAGAGAUCAGCUUGCUUCGUGCUAUCCGGUGUAUCAAGGCAAGAUAGAGUUUUUGACUUCAGCCAUAUACAACCCUAAAGAGGCAUAGCUUGCAACUGUUCUCCACUUAAUAAUAAUAUAAAAUCGUUUAUUCUUUCUGCAUGUAUUUUUCCCGCUAGCAGACGUUCAAGUGACGGCUGCAGAAGCGAUUUCUCAGUUCGCAUAAAUUAAGAACGCGACUGAAUACUUACAAACACUGUGUUAAGUGGCCGACGGGAAAUUUACAGAUAGCUCAAGUUUUCGUAAAUAAAACGAAGUUCAUGACUCUUUCUAAAGAAAGAUAUAUUUGAUGGACGCAACUAUAAAAGCUGAUAUACAUAUCUAAAUCAAUUGUACAUUUUAAUGUUAUUUGUCAUAUCUUAGUUGUGAGUGCAGUUUUAUUGAACAUCAUACUCAAUGAACCUAGUAUUCUCCAUUUCGUUCAUCUCUCUCGAGCGUACGUAUUUCUGGUUGUCAACGAAAAUAGGAGAAGAGCAUGUCCCUUGUUUUUAAUACUAUGUGCUUUGUUUUAUUACCGCAACAAUUUACUUUUUAUAGGGUGCUACCUUUGGAAAGUGCUCAGUGAAGAGGCCGAAACAAAAACCUCAAAUUGCCCUGAAAAACCUAAAUCAAUUGAGGCUUGCAACAGUGAAUUUGAAAAGUGCAAGGCAUAUAACAAUGAGCAAUGUUCUACUUGGCUCUGAUUUGUUCGCUAAUAAAUACGUCCAUGUGGCUUGUCCUACAACCCCAGCGCUGCCGUUCAUGCGUCAAGUU